CAAAUGGUAUUUACUUGAAGGUGGAGAGUCAACAUGGGUGUCAUUGACUCAGGCGAUGAAGUUUAUACACCCACACAAGUGUUCUUUGGAAUGGAGUAAUCUCUAGCAAGGUAUUUAAGGGUGUGCACCAGGACUCCAGUCCUGUCUGCUGGAACUCCAAUCUGGAUCUAACCUCCAUUGCUCACCACAGUCGAGGCAAUGGGGGCAGCUAUGCUUCUCUGGACCUUAACUCUACUGACAUGCACAGCCUCAGUAAUCUCAGAUCCCCACUAUCUUGUGGCCUUCCCAGCAGCUAUUCAUCAUCCCAGCACUGAAACAUUCUGUGUACUCUUACGCUCACUCCCAGAGACAGUCCACCUGACAGUAACACUUGAAACCAAGCUCCAGAAUCACACUCUACUGGACAAGGAUGUGGAAAAGCCAGGGACCUAUGAGUGCCUUGAUUUCCAGGUCCCAGCUUUUAUUCCAGAUGAAGACACAACUCAUUACUCUGAAACAGGAGAAGAAGUGGCCCGUGUUCACGUCCUCAUCCGAAAGGGUGACAGUGUGAGUUUUGAAGAACGGAAGAAAGUCGUCAUCAGGAAGCCUCUAACAAGGAACAUCAUAGAGCUUGACAAGCCCUUUUACAAGCCUGGAGAAACAGCAAAGGUUCGAAUUGUGAGACUUGAUGAAGAAUUCAAAGCCAUUCAUGAAGCUAUCCCUUUGAUACAGCUAAUAGAUCCCAAUAGAAAUCGAAUUGGUCAGUGGGUGGAUGUGAAGCCUCAUCAUGGUAUUGUGGAUCUGUCAUUCCCUCUGUCCUCUGAAGCAACCCUGGGAACAUAUAUCAUUAAAUUUGGGGAAAGAUAUAAAGAGAGGAGAGAAUUCAAUGUGGAGGAAUAUGUGCCCCAUAAAUUUGAAGUACUAUUUGAAGUGCCACAACUAGUCACCACCGCAGAUAAAGAAGUUCAGGUGAAAGUGCUAGGAAGGUACACAUACGGAAAGCUUGUCCAGGGAAAAGUACAUCUGAAAUUGAGGCGAGGCAGGUCAUUUUAUUUUUUUGAAGAGAUCCUAAGUGGAGAAUUAAUUAGUAUUGAGCUGGAUUACAAAGGCCAGACAGACAAGACUGGUUUUGCUUCCUUUACUAUUAAUGCUACAGAUCUUAAUCUAUCUGGAAAGGGGUUCAACAAUUAUGUUCACCUUUCUGCAGAUCUGGAGGAGGACGGAACAGGAGUGACACUCUCCGGAGAGCAUCACUUCGCUGUUGUCACCAGAGCAAUUGAAGUAGAGUUCAUCAAUCUCAAUCCAUACUACAAACAUGGAUUUCCAUAUAAAGGAAAGAUGAAAUUUACUGUGAGUAAGGUACCAUUCAAGAACCAGACUGUCUAUCUUACUGUCGAUGUCAAUGAUGUGGAGACACACUUGUCGUAUGUCACAGAUGACAAUGGAGAGGUUCAUUUCUCCUUAGACACAACUGAAUGGAACAACUCUCACGUUGCACUACGGGGCAGGUCUGCUAUUUUUAAUGUGACCCAGCAUGAUGCAUCUGACCUCGAGGUAAUACGUAAUGAAGCUUUUAGGUGGGUGAAGCCUUUCUACUCAGAGAGCAACAGCUUUCUUGAGAUCAAACAUGUAGAUGAAGAGCUGCCCUGUGGGAAGGAUCAGGAAGUACUGGUGGAUUACAUCCUUGACCGGAAAGAACUGGACCCAGAGGCUGACCAUAUAGAUUUCUAUUACUUGGUUGUGUCAAGAGGCAGAAUUGUCUAUAGUGGACAGAAGCAAGUGCCAGCUGGCAAAGAUGAGACCCUGAAAGGCACCUUCUCUCUCACCUUGUCCACAAGCUCUGACCUGGCACCCAUGGCCAGGCUCCUGCUUUAUGCUGUCUUUGCAGAUGGUGAGGUGGCGGCUGACAUUGAAGUGUUCACAAUAGACAAGUGCUUCAAGCAUAAGGUGAAAGUGGCCUUCUCAGAAAAAGAGGAGCUUCCAGGGUCAAAAGUCAAUCUGGAAAUAGAAGCAGCCCCAGGUGCACUGUGCUCACUCUGUGCGAUUGAUAAGAGCGUUGCUCUGAAGGAGAAUGCAACUUUGACACCAGAAAAAGUGUAUGAUAUAUUUUAUGACGAAGGGCUGAUUGGUGCAAGAGGAUUUAUGUAUCACUUGGAAGAUUUUGAGCCAUACCCAUGCCUGCCAUCUGAAGGGAGGACAAAGCGGUCUCUUAUAGCCCCCUGGUUUCAAAGCCAGCCUGAUGUCUAUAGUCUUUUCCAGCAUCUCGGGAUAAAAAUGUUCACCAACACCAGAGUUAAGAAACCAGUCUCCUGUGAGGUGCCAACGCUUGAAAGAAGGCUUUUGAAAUUUCAGCCAGAAACCUUUCAUGAACCUGUUCCUAUGGCUAUUAGUGUCACGAAUGAAGUAUCUCAACCAGUUGAUUCAGGCCCCCAAAAGGAAGAGAAAAGCAAACCCAGGACACACUUUCCAGAGACCUGGGUUUGGAAUCUGGUUCAUGUCAAUGAGGAAGGGAAAGCAAACCACCCAGUCACCGUUCCAGACACCAUCACAGAGUGGAAUGCCAAUGCUUUCUGUGUGGCGGACAUUGGCUUUGGACUCUCCCAACAAGCCACACUCAGAGUCUUCCAGCCUUUCUUUGUUGAUCCCGUAUUACCAUAUUCUGUGGUCCGUGGAGAGACUUUUGAACUAAAGGCCAUUGUCUUCAAUUAUCUCACGGACUGCAUCCAGGUGAGAGUAACCCUGUUAGAGACGCAAGAAGCAGAGGUGAAGCCAUGCCCAGCCUGCCAGUUUACCACCUGCCUCUGCGCUGAUGAGGCCAAAACCUUCUCCUGGAAUGUGACAGCUACCCAGCUGGGGCAUGUCAACUUCUCCAUUACUGCUGAGGCUGAGGAGACCCAAGAGCUGUGUGGCAACAGGAUCUCUGUGACACCUACGCGAGGACGGUCAGACACAGUGAUAAAAUCCCUGCUUGUCAAGGCAGAAGGUGUCCCUGAAGAAAAGACCUACAAUGCAUUCCUGUGCUCUUCAGGGGACCCAGUGGUAGAAGAGGUUUCCCUUCAGCUACCCGAACAUGUUGUGAAGGACUCUGGCCGGGCCACCGUCUCUGUCAUCGGAGACAUAAUGGGCGCUGCACUACAAAAUAUAGGUAAUCUUCUUCAAAUGCCUUUUGGCUGUGGUGAGCAAAAUAUGGCCAAGUUUGUCCCCAACAUCUUUGUGCUCCAAUAUCUGGAGUCAACGAACCAGGCAACUCCUGAAAUCAAAGCGAAGGCUACUGAAUAUAUGAAGAGUGGGUACCAGCGUCAGCUGCUCUACAAACAUGACGAUGGAUCCUAUAGUGCCUUUGGGAAGCGGGAUGCUCAAGGGAAUACCUGGCUGACAGCUUUUGUAGCAAAGGCCUUUGGUCAGGCAAAGUCCUAUAUCUAUGUUGAUGAAAAUCACAUCCAUGAUGCUGUUCACUGGCUGGGGCAGCAUCAACUUCCAAGUGGCUGUUUUGAAAGUGUAGGCAAGCUCUUCAACAAUGCCCUCAAGGGUGAUGUGGAUGAUGAUCUCUCACUGACAGCUUACAUCACUGCCUCCUUGUUGGAGCUUCAUCUAGAAAAAAAUGGUACCUUAGUAGAUGAUGCCUUGCACUGUUUGAAGAAGAACUUAAGUUCUGCGGAUGGAGCCUACACCAAGGCCUUGUUGGCUUAUGUCUUCACAUUGGCCGGGGACACAGAAUCACAGCAACAGCUCCUGAAAGAGUUAGAGGAACAGGCUGACAAAAUAGAUGGAACUGUGUCCUUUUCAGAAACAGAGACCACUGCCUACUUUCUCUUGGCUUACCUCAUUAUGCCAGAGGUGUCUAUGGAUAAAACUUCCCAGAUUGUGCGUGCCCUCACCCAACGACAGAAUGCAUAUGGAGGCUUUUUCUCUACACAGGAAACUGUAGUUGGAAUGCAGGCUUUGGCCAAGUAUGCAGCCUUGACUUACCGUGAGAUAGAAGACCUCAAGGCAGUGGUAAAAUCUGGAGAGGGUUUCCAGCAUGAAUUCCACGUGGACAAGAAGAAUCAGCUGGUGCUGCAGCAGGCCUCUCUCCCAGAAGUCCCAGCUCAAUACAAGGUGGAGGUAUCGGGGAGUGGCUGCGCAUACGUGCAGACUACCCUUCGAUAUAACCAUGGACCUGAGAUGCCUAAGGUUUUUACUCUGAGUGUGGCAACAUCCCCAAAAGAAUGCAACAAGACUUCCAGGAAAUAUUUUGACAUCCUUCUACAAGUGAGCUAUACAGGGCUGCGAGAGAGAAGCAACAUGGCCCUGAUAGAAGUGAACAUGCUAUCAGGAUUCAUCCCAGUGAAGAAGUCUGUGAGGAAGCUGGAAGAAAGCACUCAUGUAAAGAAAGUGGAAUUUGACCCUGACAGGAUCAACAUUUACCUGGAUGAGCUGGAUAAGAAUGUUCAAACCUACCGUUUCUCUGUGGAGCAGGAAUUUGAAGUGACUGAUCUUAAACCAGCAAUUGUGAAAGUUUAUGACUAUUAUCAUCCAGAUGACCAUGCCACUAUUGAAUAUAAUGCCCCCUGCAGCACAGAAAGUAUAAAGAAGAUAACCAUUAACAUCAUCUACCUUCGCUAUCUGAACUAUGCUACUGUUAGCAAUUAAAUUUCUGAAAAGGA
Sceloporus undulatus (fence lizard) is the source of this 4625-nucleotide messenger RNA. Its product is annotated as alpha-2-macroglobulin-like protein 1. The record is from RefSeq and is a predicted model, not a curated record. Lineage: Eukaryota; Metazoa; Chordata; Lepidosauria; Squamata; Phrynosomatidae. Gene Ontology annotation, cellular component: extracellular region. The transcript is spliced from 37 exons. The coding region runs from base 199 to 4611 and encodes 1470 amino acids. Gene Ontology annotation, molecular function: endopeptidase inhibitor activity.